GGGAAGAGAAGGAGCUGCCCAGCGCAUGCGUGGUACGUGUGGCUGGGGAAUUCAUGUGGAGGUCAGAGGGGGAGCAGGUGUGAGUGGGUCCAGCAGAAGGAGACAUGGCUGCCAAAGUGUUUGAGUCCAUUGGCAAGUUCGGCCUGGCCUUAGCUGUUGCAGGAGGAGUGGUGAACUCUGCCUUGUAUAAUGUGGAUGCUGGGCACAGAGCUGUCAUCUUUGACCGGUUCCGUGGAGUACAGGACAUUGUGGUAGGAGAAGGGACUCACUUUCUCAUCCCUUGGGUACAGAAACCUAUUAUCUUUGAUUGCCGCUCUCGACCACGGAAUGUACCAGUGAUCACUGGUAGCAAAGAUUUGCAGAACGUCAACAUCACCCUGCGUAUCCUCUUCCGGCCAGUCGCCAGCCAGCUUCCCCGCAUCUUCACCAGCAUCGGGGAGGACUACGAUGAGCGGGUGCUGCCGUCCAUUACCACGGAGAUCCUCAAGUCGGUGGUGGCUCGCUUUGAUGCUGGAGAACUGAUCACCCAGAGAGAGCUGGUCUCCAGACAGGUGAGCGAUGACCUCACGGAGCGAGCAGCCACCUUUGGGCUCAUCCUGGAUGACGUGUCCUUGACGCAUCUGACCUUUGGGAAGGAGUUCACAGAAGCGGUGGAAGCCAAGCAGGUGGCUCAGCAGGAAGCAGAGAGGGCCAGGUUCGUGGUGGAGAAGGCUGAGCAGCAGAAGAAGGCGGCCAUCAUCUCCGCAGAGGGCGACUCCAAGGCCGCUGAGCUGAUCGCCAACUCGCUCGCCACUGCGGGCGAUGGCCUCAUCGAGCUGCGCAAGCUGGAGGCCGCCGAGGACAUCGCGUACCAGCUGUCGCGCUCUCGGAACAUCACCUACCUGCCGGCCGGGCAGUCCGUGCUCCUGCAGCUGCCCCAGUGAGGCCCACCCGGGCCCAGCCCCGACCACUCUGCACACCGCCGUCCUUCCGCCCCCACCCCCGCCCCAGAAAUCACUGUGACAUUUCAUGAUUGGCUUACAGUGAAGGAAAUAAAAGUGAAAUCACUUCAGAUCUCUCAUUAGCAGACGAAGCUUUUUCAUUCUCCCCAUUUCCAUCCACUUUUUGAUCCGCCUCCCUCCCCCGAAUUGCCAAGUGCCUACGCAGCCCGGGGCCCGCUGGCACUCCGGCCCAGGCCGGCGGUUGGCAGGGGAGAGGCGGAGCCAUUGUGCCCUGGGCCGGGGGGCACUUGGAGCCUCCAGCCUGUCGUGCAGGCGGGAUUUGAGGAAGACGGCCCACGCGGCUGAACAGAAAGCACAGGUCUCCGUGUGUCCCAGCCGUUCCUCCACGGACUCCGCUGAAGAGCUGCUGGGGAGGGUCAGAGGAAGUCAUCUGUCUCUCUCCAUAAAGCUGAUUCUCUUGAACCGCGGGGCCAGCGGAAGCAGGUGUGAACAGCGGGGCACGGACUGAAGGAUCUGCCCCCGUGAAGGUGGGUGGGCCUGACACGCUCCCUCCCAGGGUCCUGCCGCCAGGAUGUACUUGGAGAGCAAGUGAGCGAGCGGGCCUGGCCGGAGAUGUGAGUCCCGUUGAAGACUUCCUCUCCACCCCCCACCUCGGUGUCUCCAAGUCCCUGACAGAGUUCCAGCCUAAAGGAUUGCAUCCUGCCGAGUCUGAACACGCCUGCCAAAGCCACGUGCGUCCUGCGUUCCUGGCUCCCGCAUUCAGAGACUGCCCUUCCAGAGGGCUCUCUGCCUGUGCUUUGAAGGAAAUGGCCGUGGGAAGAACACUAAUGUGUGUAAACUGCUGUCAAUAAAUGACACCCAGAACCUUCCA
Messenger RNA from Ailuropoda melanoleuca (giant panda), 1812 nucleotides. It is a transcript of the gene PHB1, whose product is annotated as prohibitin 1. Gene Ontology annotation, cellular component: membrane; mitochondrion. The transcript has 7 exons. NCBI's taxonomy places the organism in Eukaryota, Metazoa, Chordata, Mammalia, Carnivora, Ursidae. Gene Ontology annotation, biological process: mitochondrion organization. Bases 105 to 923 code for a protein of 272 amino acids. The record is from RefSeq and is a predicted model, not a curated record.